CUUGCGCAAUGCAGCCCGCACGUCGAUAGACGUAAACGACCACGCCAGUACAACGUAAAUAGCAAGGCUGGCCUAUAUCUGUAUUCAUAGCAGGCCUCACUCUCAGGAGCCAUCGGUUUCAGGGACCCUACAUUCCAUCUCACUACGCCUCGGAUAUACUCGCAAAACAUGAGCUCUGAAAAGACAGGAUACCCUGAACAGCCCCCACCCGGAUAUGGACAACCCCAGCCCGGGUAUGGCCAACCCCAGCCCGGAUAUGGACAACCCCAGCCCGGAUAUGGACAACCCCAGCCCGGAUAUGGACAACCCCAGCCCGGAUAUGGACAACCUCAACCCGGAUAUGGCCAGCCCGGCCAGCCAGGAUACGGCUACGCCACGUCAGAUAACGUCAACGUGGUGGUCGCCCAACCACAGGCCAUGAUUGUCCAGACAGGAGUUCGACCCCCAGACUACCUGAUCCUCUCCAUCGUGUCCUGCUUCUUCUGCUGGCCAAUGGCUAUAUGCGCCCUCAUGUACGCCAACAACUCCCGAAACUCGUCCUCUGCCGGUGACUUUGUGUCAGCCGAGAAUCAAGGGCGAACAGCCAGGAAUAUCGCCAUUGCUGCCAUAGUAAUCGGCAUUAUUAUCGUCGUCGUGGCAAUCAUUCUCCGUGUUGUAUUGGUGUCUACGUACACUUCUACCUAUUACUACGGAUAACAUCUGAAGCGGACCACAACGCUACUCUCAAUAAACUGUAAAUACAAACCUGAAUUAUCUUUAGUAUACUUAACUCGACUGGAUUUGACUGAAGAGUCCAGACUGGCUACCAAAUUAUGACAAACUUUCAUUCGGACCAUCACUGGGAAGUAUUAUAUCCAAGGGGGGUAACUUUAGGGUACCGAGAAAAGUUAUCUGCCCUUGGACAAGGGGACUUUCAUGAAAUACCACAUUAAAUCAGUUCCUGGCAUCUCUGGAAACAGACCGACACGGGUGACGUUUCUUCACAAGCGUGCUCUUUUUGUCAAUCACGUCUCCAUAACAACCGUAUCCAUGAUAAAUCAGCAUCAGUUUACUCCAUCUUUCGUUGACAGUCAUUACGGAGAUGGCCGAUUUAGUGAGAUUCACAAACGAUCUGAUUGUUUUCAUAUUUGACGAACAUUUGCAAAUUCUUUACAUUUGAAAUUCACAUAAAUAGAAUUCAAUUUUUACUGUAUUCAAUAUGUUUGUAAUCUCUACAUAGGCCUCGUCAUAACUUAAUUUGGGUGAUUAGGAAAUUAUCACUAGCCGGGAUAUGAUUUGCCCUACAAGAUGGCGGCAUUUGUUAUCAAUGUAUUUGCCUUACAAGAUGGCGGCAUUUGUUAUCAAUGUAUUUGCCUUACAAGAUGGCGGCAUUUGUUAUCAAUGUCAAGACUUAAACUGGUUUCAAGAUUUGUCUGCGGGAAAAGAGAACGAGCCAUCUUUGAUCAAGAAUGUGCCUUGUGAUGAAAAUAAAGCAAUGCAAAUAUUAAACAGUGCAGCUGUCGUGUUUCUGAAAUUAUGUUAUCAUUUCAUAAAAUAUGUGUGAUGACAAAUUAUAUGCAUAAUAGUGAUUAUUCUUUGUGUCUUUUGUCGUUUCUUUUAUACCUUAGCGUGACAAUGUUGCGGUUUGUAUUCGUACUCAUAGGUACCCUCUAACAACAGGCUUUGUUAUCAGAAAUAACAUGGCUGCCGUUGAUUUUAGUGUUAUAAAAUUUGUCAUAAGGGUAAACGUGUAUAUAUAUGUUCUGUAUGCUGCUGUAAUAGCUCAUAUUUUAUGAGCAAAGCUCAUUUUUUUAAGGAAAAGAAUUAAACAGUACUUUUGUAAAUACUGGACAUUGAGCAACCAAGAGAUUUUUAAUAGCUCAGAUCUGACUCGCAUAUUUUCUUGAUUAGUGUUUUUACCUACCGUUUGGAUCUUUCUUUGUUAAUUGUUUUCAUACAUUUAUUGUUCAAAGUAAUUAAACUGUUUUCUACACAAAA
This is a messenger RNA of Haliotis rufescens (red abalone), 1977 nucleotides long. RefSeq names its product trafficking regulator of GLUT4 1-like. The coding region runs from base 169 to 696 and encodes 175 amino acids. Gene Ontology annotation, cellular component: membrane. The transcript is spliced from 4 exons. NCBI's taxonomy places the organism in Eukaryota, Metazoa, Mollusca, Gastropoda, Lepetellida, Haliotidae. The record is from RefSeq and is a predicted model, not a curated record.